AUGCAAAAGCGUAUUACGGAGGUGAUCGAUGUGCAACCUUUGAACAGUAUUAUCGUUGUUACCCGGUCUCCUUCAUCGACAAGAUCGCGGCUUAUGAGUGACAUUGGUGCAUUUUUCAUGUGCAUUCAAUUUUGGUCACAUCUGGAAAAGGGUGAUAAAAUUAUCAUGCCUCCCUCAGCCCUUGAUCGCCUCGCAUCUUUGCACAUAGAGUACCCUAUGUUAUUCCAACUUAAGAAUCCUUCUGCUGAAAGAGUUACACAUUGUGGGGUGCUAGAAUUCGUAGCUGAUGAAGGGAUCAUAUAUUUACCAUACUGGGUAAUGGAAAAUAUGCUCCUCCGAGAAGGAGACCUUGUAUAUGUGAAAAACACCAACCUUGCAAAAGGAACUUAUGUGAAGCUGCAGCCUCACACAAAGGACUUUUUAGAUAUCUCCAAUCCAAAAGCCAUCCUAGAGACUUCACUUAGGAGCUACUCAUGCUUAACAACUGGCGACACUAUAAUGGUUCCAUAUAACAACAAGAAGUAUUACAUCAACAUUAUUGAAACUCAACCCUCAUAUGCAGUCAGUAUAAUUGAAACUGACUGUGAAGUCGAUUUUGCUCCACCGCUUGAUUAUAAAGAACCUAAUAAACAAGCAAAAGUUGACAGGAAACGACCGGAAGCACUUUAUGACUACAUUCUUCGCAUUUCAGUUGAAGAUGAACCACCAACAAAGAUUGCCCGGUUCAAUCCAUUCUCUGGUUUUGCAAGACGCUUGGAUGGUAAAGCCUCAGUAGAACCAGUUGAACAAACAUCACUUCCAGAGUUAGAGCAGAAACAAAAUGACAAAGAAAUGAAGGACUCUGACUCUAAGCCAACAACUACUGCGUCUCAGAGAGCUUCGGGAAAGCUGGUGUUUGAUUCAAAUGCAACUACAUCUAGCAGUCAAGCAACACCUAAGGUUUCUCGAGAAAACCAAAGUCGUGACCAAUCCCAGGAGGAAGAAGAUCCAAAAUUCAAGCCUUUCUUUCCAUUCUCUGGUUUUGGAAGACAUUUGGGUGGUAAAGCCUCGGUACAUCCAGUUGAAGAAACAUCCCUCCCUGAAUUACAGCAGAAAGAAACUGAUAAUGAAAUGAAGGAUUCUGAUUCUAAGCCAGCAAAUAUUGCGUCUUCUAAAGCUUCUGGAAAGCUUGUGUUUGGGAGAAAUGCAACUACAUCUAGCAGUCAAGCAACAUCUAAGGUUUCUUUAGAAAACAGAAGACGAGAGAAAUCCCUGGGUGAAGAAGAUCCAAAAUUCAAGCCUUUCAUUCCAUUCUCUGGAUUGGGAAGACGUUUGGGUGGGAAAGCCUCAGCACAUGAAGUUAAAGAAACAUCCCGUCCAGAGCUAAAGCAGAAAGAAACUGACAAAGGACAGGAUUCUGAUUCUGAGCCAACAAAUACUGCGUCGCGUAUAGCUCCUGGAAAUCUUGUGUCUGGAUCAAAUGCUACUACAUCUAGCAUUCAAGCAACACCUAAGUUCUCUCAAGAAAACAAAAGUCAAGAGAAAUCCCAAAAAGAGCAGCCAAAAUUCAAGCCUUUCACUGGAAAGAAGCAUACGUUGAAAGAUUGA
Sphenostylis stenocarpa is the source of this 1587-nucleotide messenger RNA. NCBI's taxonomy places the organism in Eukaryota, Viridiplantae, Streptophyta, Magnoliopsida, Fabales, Fabaceae. The record is from the annotation of a GenBank genome assembly.